Molecule: messenger RNA, 3085 nt
Organism: Ruditapes philippinarum (Manila clam)
Lineage: Eukaryota; Metazoa; Mollusca; Bivalvia; Venerida; Veneridae
Exons: 10
Coding region: 14-1465 (483 amino acids)
Source: RefSeq, a predicted model, not a curated record
AAACAGAGGGAUUAUGACAUUUAUUGUAGUUGUAGUUGUUUGGAUGUUUAUCAGUAAUUUGCAGUCAGUUGUAAGCAAGAUAAAUGAACCAGAUUUUGACAGUGGCUGGGUGCUUAUUUCAUCACGAAACAACUGGGCAGAUAGGCUGACACAUGUUAAGAGCUUCAAUCACGGUUUUGAAGAGCUCCCCAUACUUGUCGACGUUCAAGUUAAAGCGAUAGAUGGUCCGAACAAAGACUUUGUGUUCCCAGCAUCAGGGCACAGUCUGCGAGAUGACGAUCGUAAUUAUCCGUUUGGACAAGUUAUCUAUGUUUACGAUAACACAACCAUUUUAGUGUCUCCUCCAAUAAGGAACAAUGGUAAACUUGGCUACUGCAUAUACACAGGAACCUCUCCAUAUUGGGAGGGUCCAGCCGAACAAGCAAGUUUAUCAGCACUUGUACGAGCAAGGGCAUGGAGGUCAUCUUCUCUACCCCGACCAGACUUCAUCCAUAAAGGAACUAAAUUGACGGCAUCAACUGGAAAGCGUGAAGAUUCCUAUCUGUCUGUUCAGCAUGGUCUUUCUGAAUAUCCUGCAUUGGUCGUUUCUAGAAUAAAGUUUCCAGGCGGAAAUUUAUAUCCGAAUUUCUAUGCCGACUCUGUAGGAGCAGGGUCGAUGAUCUACACAAGGUAUGUCGACAAUGAGAGAAAUGGCUAUGUCAUUUAUGGUUUUGAUAAGUCAGCCAUACGCGUGUGGGCUCCAUCACGUUCUUGGGGUUUUUUGUUCAGCGGCGGUGAAGGAGGGGCAGGCAUUGACUAUCAAGUAACGUCUGCUUAUCUGGAGUUGUAUGCAUGGCGUGCGAGAACGUUAACACCGACAGAAACUUUGCAGAAAACUCUUAGUCCUGAGCGUAUUUCUUCAUCUGAUUUGACCAUUGCUUUUCGGCAGACCUAUCAAACCGACAAUAUACUCAUCAAAAGUUGGGUUGAUGCUGUUGAAGGUGUGAACGCUGGAUAUCGUUUCAUUGGUGGAGGAGCACUGGCAUACGAUGCAUACACUGUGUCUGAACCAUGUAGCUAUGGAGGUCUUGUUUACGGCUACUCUAACAAUACUGUGAGACUUUGGAAACCAGGCAAAGCCGCCAACGGGGCUUUGAUUUGUUUACAAACAAAACUUGCAGAGGGCACUAAUGCACAAGCAUCUUCUCGCGGAAAAGCAACUGUCAAUAUUUGGCAAUUAGGUGCCACUAUGCGUGAACCUGAACCAGUGCCAGACCCCCCAGAGAUGGCAAAAUGUGACAAGAAAACAGACCUGGAUGUCAACCAGCUUGUGUGUGAACAGACUUCUGUAAUGAGGGAUUUUACCCAAUCUUUACAAGCCUUAACGCAGUCUGUAAAUGUUUUGAAAGACGUUAUUGUCAAGUUAAAUGAAAAAAAAGUAACUUCUUUGAUUGUAACGGUUAAAGGGGCGGCCAGAGUUGAAUGAGCCACCAUUUUUUGUCGUCAGAUUUAGUUAUUUUAGAAAAUGUCUUCACUAUGAACAUUCUUCGUCAUUUUUUCUCAUUCUGGUGUUUCUUUGUUUCUUACUAACUUCUAGUUGGAAUUAUAUAGUGAGUGAGCGAUAGCAUUUUUUUUCUGCAAAGUGAGGCUAUGUUUCCCUCUUGUAGAUCGUGUGCCACCUGUAUUUGCGUAAUAGAGACAACCUUUAUUUUAAUAUAUGUUAAGUUUGUAACAGAAAUACACAUUUGAGAUACAAAAGUGAAAACUCGUAUUUUAAAUUGGCUAAUAAACCUCCAAUGCUUUAGUUAACGUGCUAGAAAUGAUAAUAAUAACAGAUAUGGUUAUUUUUAUCCUGAUAUAAUUAUGGUAUACAUAGCUGGAAAUGUUAGAAAUUAUUGAUGACACAUGUUCAGCAGAAUAUUGCAGGUCCGCUGGUUGAGCAAAAUUGCAUGGUUUAGGCAGUAUUCUAGCAGUUUGCGUGUACUUAAAGGUCCGUUAUGCCUCAGAAAUGCUUUUAUUUUUAUUUCUAAAAAGUUUUUUUCAUUUAAGUGUACUUUUAACGUAUCCAAAAAGCUACGCAUUGGCAAAUUACCUGAACUAUCUUUAUCUGUUGCUUUUUGGCAAUAUGUGCAGUUAGAAUUAAUGAGUAUUUUUUACGAAGUCAAAGUACUACUUUGAUUACAUUUUGCUGCUUUUAUGACAAAUUAUUUUGCAUUAAUUGCUAUUUUCUUCAGGCACUAAGCGGGUAAAAUUCUCUAAAACCGUUAUUUAAGCAUUAUUAAAAUCACGUUUGCCCUUUCUAAAGAAAAAAAAUUGUUUCUGAGGCAUAAUGUCUUAAUUGAUAUAUAUCAGAAGUUAUAUGAAUAGUGUUAAAUUGGCAUGGCUUUAUACAAAUUGUAUUACAUGUAGGGUUAGUAAAUGUAACAAACUUGCUAAAAACGUGAUGUUAACAAGCUCUAAACCUUUGGCAAAUGGUAUUGUGAUAAAAUUUGUUUUCUGAGGUGUUAUCAUUAAUGCAUUUACAUAUAUUUUAUAUAUUAACAAAAUGAAUAUACGAUAUUCCGCUAUUUUGUAACCUUUUAUUAAGAGAAUGUAAUGUAUUAACUUAGUUACUUUAUGAUAAAGAUAUUUUCAGUUAUACUGGAUAUAUGUGCAGUAUAGAAUAAUUAUAAUUAGGCUUAAAUUUUCAGGAAAGUUAUUUUGCUUCAAUCCAUCUUUCCAUCUCAUAGUCGAUUAUAAAAAAAGUUGUAAUAUAGAAUGUUUCUGUUUUUUAACAUACAUGAAUAUUGAAUAUGAACAGAACAAAAUAGUUUUGGAACAAAGUAUUAGACUUCUAUUUGAUGUAUGGUUUUAAAAUUUUAGCAAUGAUUUCGAGCAUUUCCAUAGAGACUAUACAAACAUAUUUCGUUCAUACAGGUGUUUUUGUAGUAUUCUUUUUCAAAUUUCAAAUAGCAAUUUUUGCAUCAGAUAUACAGCUUUAUACACAUAAAAAUGAAAACAUAUUUGCCUCUUUUUAUAUCGCUACAUUGUAUUUUUGUAGUUCAAUUAAAAGCUUUAUAUAUUAUUUAGAACCACAUAAAUAUUUCUACACAUAUAUUGCCUACGU